Heterotrigona itama is the source of this 600-nucleotide messenger RNA. The record is from the annotation of a GenBank genome assembly. Lineage: Eukaryota; Metazoa; Arthropoda; Insecta; Hymenoptera; Apidae.
AUGGAUGAAAACGUCGAACGUUCUCAACACGAUGUUAGAGAAAAUAAAAAUUUGUCAAGCAUCUUCCCUUCGCAAGCAUCUGCACGAUGUCAGCCCAAUAGGGAAAGUAAAGUGACCCGUGCAACGUCUAAAGAGCAAAAUUAUUUGAAUGAAAGGAACAUUUUCGAUAUAUUCCAUUUCCUCCUUUCGCACGUGAUCGUCCAUCAACCAUCGAACCCUAUCCAAUAUCUGCAUAAAUUGCUCGAUGACUUGAUAUUGUUUAGGUCGGGACUUAAAGAGCCACGAUUACUUUGGGCGGAAAGGCAUUUUAAUGCAAUGUUCGAGAAUAUCUUCUUCCACGAUUCGGAAUUUUUACCAUUGGACGGUUAUAAAGCUGCUAUGAGAACGAUGGGUAUACGUUCAUACGAUCCUUGUCCCGUUCAAUUCGUCGAGGGAUACGUAGAUCGGCAAACUUUUUGCACGGAAGCAGAUAACUUCCCGUUGCGUUAUCUGCUAAACCAAGCUAACACAGAUACAAAAGUGAAGACGAAUGAAACGGAGAAUGUUCGUCUUUUUCAGAUUGAACUGCAUGAAAAAGGAACUGUUGCACAUCACGAAUGA